AUGGCUGCGAUCGCUCCGCAAUUCCUGUCGCUCAAGUCUAGUGCAGGAUCGCUUCGUCGGUCUGCGAAAUCCCUCCAGCCAGCACAACAACUUUCGCAGGCUUCGCAACAUCCGACGCGACGUCGCCUGGCACUCGCACGCGUCGCAGCGCCGGAACCCGAACCACCCAGGUCCCGAACCGUCGCGCAAACCUCCACUCCAUCAACCAGCACCGCCGCAGCGCCCUUGUCUCCUUCCCCGUCUUCCGCGCUUCGCGAGCCUCCCGUUGAGAAGCGGCGGUUCGAGCACGUGCUCGAGGCGCAACAGUUCAACCGCGAUCUGCUGUCGGAGAUCUUCGAGGUCGCGGACGAGAUGCAGCAGAUCCUGGAGGGGCGCGGCGGCGCGGGGUGCUCAAACAUGCUGCGCGGGUACCUCAUGGCGACGCUCUUCUACGAGCCGUCCACGCGCACGCGGCUGUCGUUCGAAUCCGCCAUGAAGCGGCUCGGCGGCGAGGUGCUGACCACGGAGAACGCGCGCGAAUUCUCGUCCGCUGCGAAGGGCGAGAGCCUUGCGGACUCCAUCCGCACGGUGGAGGCGUACGCGGACGUGAUCGUGCUGCGGCACUACGAGGAGGGCGCGGCGAAGCUGGCGUCGCAAGUGGCGUCCGUGCCCAUCGUCAACGCGGGGGACGGGCCCGGCCAGCACCCCACGCAGUCACUGCUGGACAUGUACACGAUUCAGCGCGAGGUGGGGCGGCUGGACAACAUCCGAGUGGGGCUAGUGGGCGACCUGGCCAACGGCAGGACGGCACGCUCCCUGGCCUACCUGCUUGCCAAGUUCCGUAACAACAAGAUCAUCUUUGUGGCGCCGCCCGUCGUCCGCAUGAAGGACGACAUCAAGGAGUAUCUGACGGCGCGCGGCGUGGAGUGGGAGGAGUCGGCAGACCUGAUGGACGUGGCGGCGCAGUGCGACGUGGUGUACCAGACGCGCAUUCAGAAGGAGCGGUUCGGCGGGCGCAUGGACGAGUAUGAGGCGGCGCGCGGCAAGUACAUUGUGGACCGGCGUGUGAUGAACGCGCUGGGGAAGGAUGCCAUUGUCAUGCAUCCGCUGCCCCGGCUUGACGAGAUUACGACUGAUGUGGACUCGGAUCCAAGGGCAGCUUAUUUCCGCCAAGCUAAGAAUGGCGUGUACAUUCGGAUGGCGUUGUUGAAGCUCCUAUUGAUUGGCCGUUAG
This is a messenger RNA of Closterium sp. Naga37s-1, 1212 nucleotides long. The record is from the annotation of a GenBank genome assembly. NCBI's taxonomy places the organism in Eukaryota, Viridiplantae, Streptophyta, Zygnematophyceae, Desmidiales, Closteriaceae.